Stylophora pistillata is the source of this 1510-nucleotide messenger RNA. RefSeq lists its product as uncharacterized. The record is from RefSeq and is a predicted model, not a curated record. NCBI's taxonomy places the organism in Eukaryota, Metazoa, Cnidaria, Anthozoa, Scleractinia, Pocilloporidae. Gene Ontology annotation, molecular function: extracellular matrix structural constituent; oligosaccharide binding.
CCGAUAACACAUUUGAAUAAGAAGUAUAUAAAAAGGACCUUAAACAGAAGAAAAGUGGAGAAAAAGUCGGAAAGUGAAGGAUGAAAGGGAAUCUUGUUGGUUUCCUGUUCUGUCCUUGUCUGUUGAGUGGUGUUGCUGUAGUACUGGUGACAGUCAGUUCAUCUCAGCAAACUGACCUGAAAAAGGAAGAAGUUUUCGAGAGAGUGGAAGACUUUAGGCUUGUGGGACAUGUCUUUAAAACUUUUAUCGCUAACGAGUUCCAAUGUGGAUUACGAAGCGUAAGAGACGGGAAAUGUUGGUCAUACAAUCAUAAUGGGGAUAAAUCUUGUGAAAUGAAUGACCAAACAUGGCGUCUUAACCCGGUGGCCCUAAUACCAGCCAAUGGAUUCACCUAUUAUGAAAGAGAGGGACGAGGAUUUCACCCAUCAAAACCCGGACGCUCUUGCAUGGACUUAAGAAGUGAACAUCCCUUGCUGAAUGGAGAGUACUGGAUAGACCCAGAGGGUAACAGAAACCCCAUGAAAGUCUACUGUGAUAUGACAACUGACGGAGGAGGCUGGCUUCUUGUUGCAAACUUAGUAACGGAUGGCUCCACUCCACCCCCCACUUGGACCGCUGAGUCAUCAUACCGCGGAAUCAGCAACUUUACCAACAACAAAAUGGGUAUCACAACGAGUGCCAUGAAAGAACUUAGAACACACCUCUCUUUCACUCAGCUGAGAUUCCACCGCAGCAAACAAAAGGGACGUACCUUCCAUGUGACUACGGCUGCCAACGCCUCUGGUGAAGCUGUGGUCCAGUACUUCAGCGGCCAGACAGACGUGCUUCCCGUCUCAUGCAGGUCUUUUCAAAGAAUGGAAGGUGACAACUCUAAGUUGGCCAUUGGGUGCGAGGACUGGGGAAAAGAAAACGGAAAGCUAAAUGUGGGAAAAUGGGGAAAUUCUUAUAUUAAAGGAGAGGAUAUAUUGUAUGAUCACGCUGCAUUUGUUUCGGGGAAGUAUCACUGGUUAUUUCAUGACAACUACUGGUAUUGUGAUGAUAUGACAAACGACGCCAACCCGACGACAGGAGAUUUUUGGAAUAUCUACGUACGUUAGAUAAAUAGAAAAAAAAUUGGAAAAUGUUUCGAUCGAGUGCUGAAGCAAUGUUAAAAUGCAAGGCUUUUCAUUACAAUUUAUCGUAGACGUGGUGAAAUCUCAAUUAUCACUCGGAGGCGAAAGUAAUUAAGCGAAUCUCGACUAUUUUACUAUUUUUCCCUACCUUUAGGCCAGUUUCAUGCAUUCAUUUCGAGUUUAGACUGUUUUACUUUUGAGCAUUUUCUUGGCUCUGAUUGUUUGUUUUCCAUGACUUUGGCUUUGGCUCUACCACAAUUAAUUGAAAAUUGCUUUAGAACUGGGAAUAUGUUUCUUGUGUCUGUUUACAAAUGUAUUUGUUUCCACUAAUAGCCUAGACUUUGCGAAAUUUAUGUAGCAAACGUAGGGAAAGCUAAACGUUUCCAUGAUGGGACGGA